AUGAACCUGAACCACAGACGACGGGAUGCUGGAAAUACCAAGUUCCGCAUCGACUACUCCGGCGUCGGAGGCGACUGGAACGCCGCUUUCGACUCUCCGGGCAUUCAGUUAGGUAAUUCUUUGUGCCGCAGGGCCGUAAAGCGAUUCUUCGCCGAGCGCUGGGCUGAUUGGCGAAACAUGUACAAAAAUGCCGAGACGCACAAGAGCGAAGGCGAAAGACAACCUGACGAGGAAGUCGACACUCUCCUCUUCUGGGACACCGUCGAAAAUUGUGAAUUCGAGGGGGAAGACUACGAAUUUGGCUUUGGAGCCUAUGUCAAGGGUAAAUUCAAAGCCAACUUCAUCUGCAGCUUCUCCAUGAUUGCUUCAAUGGACAACGUGUUCAAAGUUGCGCAAGCCAACGGCUGGCUCACUGUAGAUGGAGAGUCUGAUCUGACCCUUUCCAUCGGAGGCGUUGGCGAGACUGACCUUGACAACCCUGACAAGGGCAACCAAGCCUACACCAAAGUCAAGCCCACCAAACUCAAGGGGCUCACACUGAACCCAUCGGGCAACACUUGGAUGACUUUCCAGCGGUACGGGAAAGCUGACUACAUGCUCGCAUCCUUCAACGACACCGAUGGGGGUGCCAGCAGCCACAGCGCGCCCUACUUUGACGGUAAGCUCAGGACCCGCGUAAUGUCGGACUUCGGAGACUUCGACAUAAACUUCCCGCCUAACCCAAAGGAUAAUCUAGACACCAAGAACCCCGAGCGUGACGACAACAAGGUUUCCAUGGACAACGGCAACGGCAUUUGUAACUCCAGGGACGACGUUGGCAGGUAUGCACUGAGCACUUCCUUCAAAUUCGGUCUCAUGGUCGACCUAGGCUUCUUCAGAGACCUUCGCCUCUUCCAGGUUCCCAUUAUCGAUGUGUCGAUGCGAUACAGAACGUUCACGACGGGAGCUUCUUCCCGUCCCCAGACCCUGCUUCUGCGACAGCGCUCGGAAUGCCAUACCAUGAAAUGGACGACGACCAAGCCUUUGGAUAGGAGGAAAAAUGCGUUCGUCCCUGCAUUGUCAGUGACAGCGAACAGAGAUGACAGCUCUUGUGAUGGUAACCAGCCUUCCAUGGACGAAAACAGAGCCUGGGACUAUCGCUCCGACUCCAACGUCAACUCGCCGAUGUAUUUAAAUAACGACGCGGCCAAGGCUAUCCAAGACUCUAAGGAAUCGGUUUCGUGCGGCAAGAACCGCAAGAAGGGCGAAAUAUGCUGCGGCUGCGCCAACAUGAAUCUCGACUAUGGCUACAGCGACAUUCCCAGGUGCGAGAGCUGCCACCUUAAAGUUGACACCAAGGGCCCUUGGCCCUGA
This is a messenger RNA of Ilyonectria robusta, 1353 nucleotides long. RefSeq lists its product as uncharacterized. The transcript has 6 exons. The coding region runs from base 1 to 1353 and encodes 450 amino acids. The record is from RefSeq and is a predicted model, not a curated record. Lineage: Eukaryota; Fungi; Ascomycota; Sordariomycetes; Hypocreales; Nectriaceae.